Molecule: messenger RNA, 648 nt
Organism: Ceutorhynchus assimilis (cabbage seed weevil)
Lineage: Eukaryota; Metazoa; Arthropoda; Insecta; Coleoptera; Curculionidae
Source: the annotation of a GenBank genome assembly
AUGGCUGUCGAAGCGGAAGAAAAACUUCAACAGAAACUAGAAUUUCAGGUUAAAAUAAUGGAAAAUUUAAAUAAAGAAAUAAAGAAACACAAAGACGAACAGUUGAGUGAGGAGCAAGAAAAUAACAGACUAGAAUUGGAAUUUAAAGACCUAAAACUUAAAUUACAUGAAACUGAAGAGUUAAACAAGAACAUGAUUGUAUCAAUACAAGCUUUGGAAAUUGAAAUGGAAACCCUAAUGAGCGAACUUAAAACUGGUAAAAUUGAACAAUUUGAUUUAAAGAAUAAUCUUGAGGAACAUAGAGACAAAUUAAAGGUGCUACAGCAAGAAAAUCAACAGCUAAACAAAAAACUAGAAGAGGCAUCUCUGCGCGAAUGCACAAUUAAAAACAGUUUCAAUGAGUCACCAGAAGAUACAAAGCACCAUAAUGUUAUAAUCUUGGGUGAUAGCACGGUUGUAAACCUUCAUAAAUAUCUAAAAAUUCAAUCCAUGCAGAACUACAACGUGAUGACUCUUGUCAAACAUAAUGGUACACUAGAAAACAUAGUCCAAGUUUACACUGAAUUUUACAAAGCAGGACUUUGUGGUGAUAUCGGGUGGUUUACAAAACGCUUGUCAUGGAGGACAAAUAGAUGCCAAAGCCAUUGA